This is a messenger RNA of Cornus florida, 1536 nucleotides long. Its product is annotated as probable 2-oxoglutarate-dependent dioxygenase AOP1. The coding region runs from base 69 to 1022 and encodes 317 amino acids. The record is from RefSeq and is a predicted model, not a curated record. Lineage: Eukaryota; Viridiplantae; Streptophyta; Magnoliopsida; Cornales; Cornaceae. The transcript is spliced from 3 exons. Gene Ontology annotation, molecular function: dioxygenase activity.
CUAUCAACAAUUGCAUACUAAGAAAAUUAGCUGUUUCAGCCCCUAACUGCCAAAGAAAGAAAAAAAGAAUGGGCUCCGAAGCUCUUCUUCCUGUCAUAGUUUUCUCAGAUGAGCUAAAGGCCGGCACUCCUGAGUGGGACUCGGUGAGAGCCCGGGUUCAGCUAGCAUUCCAAGAAUGUGGUGGCUUCGAGGCUUUGUUCAACAAAAUUCCUUCUGAGCUUCGAAAAUCCAUGUUAGGUGAAAUAGAAAAAAUGUUUGAACUUCCUUUGCAAACUAAAUCAAAAAUAGUCUCUGCUAAUGAGCCCUUAGGUACUGUCUAUACCGCACGGUCGACAAAAGCACCCUGGGAGAGCAUGGAUGUCGAAGAUGUACUCAUCCCCGAGAAGCUCAGCAGCUUCAUUAAUCUCUUGUGGCCAGAAGGAAACCCUAGCUUUGGCAAAACGGUACAGUUCUUCUCAGAGAAACUAUCUGAAAUGGAUCAAAUGAUUAGAAGGAUGGUUUUGGAGAGCUUUGGUGUUGAGAAAUACUGUGACGAACACAUUGAUUCGAGCCUACACACAUUUCGAGUAAUGAAGUAUGAAGGUCCCAAAACUAUGGAUAACAAGCUUAUGCUGUUUUCCCACACUGACAAGAACCUUUUGAGCAUAUUGUAUCAGAUUAAUCAGGUUGGUGGGUUAGAGGUGCAAAGCAAAGACGGGAAGUGGGUCAACAUGAAAUCAUCCUCCUCGUCGGUGGACUCUUUCAUCGUCAUGGCCGGAGAUUCUUUCCACGCAUGGACUAAUGGCCGUGUGAAGGCUCUGCCUCAUCGGGUUGUGAUGACUGGAAAUGAAACGAGGUACUCAGUGGGUUUGUUUUCGUCCUCAAAAGAAGGUUACAUUAUAAAAGCCCCAGACGAGCUAGUAGAUGAAGAACACCCAUUACGUUUCAAGCCCUAUGAAUUCUCGGAAUAUCAAAAAUUCUUCAAAACAGAGGAAGGACGGAAAAUUCAUGAAUACGGCGUAAAAGUUUUCUGUGGUGUUUGAAAAAAAGGAAAAACUACUUUUAAUCUUCUUCUUCUUUUUCCUGAUUUAUGCAUAAAUAUGAAUAGUGAACUGGUAUUCUAGACAAGGACAUGGGGCGAAAAAAAGGAGCAGCUACCCCACUCAUAAAAUUAGAAACAUCAAUGCCAUUGAUGACCUUGAAGUGGGACCCACACAUGGUUCUCACUUCGGCCCAUCAAAAGCCAGCUUGGUGCUUUCAUUGAAUGAGUGGGCUUAGACUUCCUAAUAGCACUUUCCAUAGGAAUAAGGUGGUGCAUUUGUUUCUUGUAUGUUGUUUGAUUGGCUAUCAUGGUUUGUCAGGAUCAAGUUUAGCAUAUCUGCGAGAUGUCUGCUUAUUAAAACUCAAGUUUAGCAUAUAUGCUAGCUGUCAGCAUUCGUAUGUAAUUAUAAUUGAUCCAAAACAACAGUAUAUGUUAUGGAUGUUACAAGCCCACUGUCUCACUUCUCUCAUAUUGUCAAUACCCAACAUGAAUAUUUGAGUAUAAAUCCUAUUCAU